AUGCGUCUCCCCUACGUUCCCGAUCCACCACCCACCACCACCGACGACGAAGCCAGAAUCCUAGCAAGCGUCCAAGCCCGCCGAGCCCCAAACCCCCUCCUGCCCCUCGACCUCGCACUCCUUCACUCCUUUCCGGUAACAGAAGGCUGGAAUUCAUUUAUCGGUGCUAUUCGCACCCGAACAAGUCUAUCGACCGUGGUCCGCGAACUAGCCAUCUGCCGCGUUGCGGUUGUCAAUGGCGCCUUAUUUGAAUGGGAGCAACAUGCACCAUUGCUGCAACAAGGUGGACUGAGCCAAGAAGCGCUAGAAUUGGUUGGAGAUGCACAGGCGGAUUUCUCAGAUGAGGUUUCAUUGAGCUUAUUGAGUGAGGAGCAGAGGGCCGUUUUGAGAUAUACGGAUGCUAUGACGAAGACUGUCACUGUAUCGGAUGGAGUGUUCGGGGAAUUGAAGGGGAUUUUUAAUGAUCAGGAGGUUGUUGAGAUUACGGCGACUGUUGCGGCUUACAAUUGUGUUAGUCGGUUUCUGGUCGCGUUGGAUGUUGGUGAGAAGAACUAA
Penicillium longicatenatum is the source of this 555-nucleotide messenger RNA. Its product is annotated as carboxymuconolactone decarboxylase family protein. Lineage: Eukaryota; Fungi; Ascomycota; Eurotiomycetes; Eurotiales; Aspergillaceae. Bases 1 to 555 code for a protein of 184 amino acids. The transcript has a single exon. Gene Ontology annotation, molecular function: peroxiredoxin activity. The record is from RefSeq and is a predicted model, not a curated record.